GCUUUUACUGAGUACAGUGUUUUGUAACAUGACAGCUACAGUAUCUUUAAAACGGGUGGUUAAACCAUGUUAACUUGGCUGAAGCGUCGCUAGCUACCAAACUGCUAAUUUAGCUAGCUAGUGAGCUCAAUUAAGGAAGUGUGUGUGACACUACAGUAAAUAACAGCACUGAAUGCUACAAAUCACAGGAUGGACUCCAGUGGAAAACCUUCAACUGCACAGAUUGUGGUUUUAGCCACCAGCUCAGCCCUCACUGCACUCUUCUAUUCCAUUUACAAGAGCAAAGCUACGACAGUUGCCAGAUUAAAGGAAGCCAAGACAGUCUCCAUUAACCAGGAUUUGAAAAACAUCCUGUCUGAAACUCCUGGAAGAUGUGUCCCAUACGCUGUCAUAGAAGGUGUUGUGAGAUCUGUGAAGGAAACUCUGAACAGCCAGUUUGUUGAUAACUGCAAAGGUGUGAUUGAAAGACUUACCUUGAAGGAGGAAAAGAUGGUGUGGAAUCGCACCACUCAUCUGUGGAACAACACAGAGAAAGUCAUCCACCAGCGCACCAACACAGUGCCAUUUGCCCUCGGAUCUCAUGACGACAAUAUUGCUGCCACAGUCCGGGUUAUACGUCCACUAGACGCUGCAGAGUUGGACCUGGAGACCACCUAUGAGAACUUCCACCCCACAGUCCAGUCCUUGUCCAACGUUAUUGGCCACUUUAUCAGCGGGGAACGACCCAAGGGCAUCCAUGAAACUGAGGAGAUGCUGCGGCUGGGAGACAGCGUCACGGGUGUAGGAGAGCUGGUUCUGGAUAACAACCUGAUCAAGCUCCAACCUCCCAAACAGGGCUUCCGUUACUUUCUCACUCGGUUGGACUACGAGUCUCUUCUCAGGAAGCAGGGGAACAGCGUCAGACUGUGGAGGAUUCUGACUGUUGUCUUCGGUGUCGCCGCUUGUUCCACUCUCCUCUUCAUCCUGUGGAAGCGAUACGUACACCACAGACAGAGUAAGAAGGAGCAGAGCCUGCUUGAGGAGUUCAAGGAGCAGCAGAGGAAACGUAUGCGUGAACUCAACGUGGAGGAAAGCAGCGUGUCGCCCACCAGCUGCACUGUCUGCCUGAGCCGUGAACGGUCCUGUGUGUUUCUAGAGUGUGGUCAUGUGUGUGCCUGUGCCCAGUGCCAUGAUGCCCUGCCAGAGCCAAAGAAAUGCCCCAUCUGCAGGGCGAUUAUAGACAGGGUGGUGCCUCUUUACAAUAGCUAAUGUGGAAAUACAGAAAAUGUGUAAAACUACAUAGCAUUUUACAGUCAUGGUAACGCUGGAGAUAUGUCAUUCAAAAGCUGUCUGUUCACCUGUGAAAAGGGUAAUAUUCUGUUUUGCUUUUACUCACUCUGAUAGAUAAAUAGUAGGUAUCUGUGCUGAAUCAUGAUGCAAUCACAUUUCCCAUUAACUAUUCAAAUCAACUUUGGAACCUGUAAAAAUAGAGAAAAUGAGAUUUCUUCUUAGUUAGACACUGACAAAUAUUGGCCCUGUAUCCCGACGCCGAACGAUCCUAAGCAUUUAAGCAGCACUAAAGAGUGAAUGCACCUUCUGAAUAUACGUUAAACUAACAAGACGUAUUUAACUGUCAGUAAACGGUGGUAUAUAUUUAAAAAUACAGUACAUCAAUUACAAGGCUUAAAUGUUGUAAACGACACAACAGAAAUGUUUUGCACUUCAUCAGUAUGAAAACAAAGCUUAAUGCGCAGCCUACAGCUUGUAUCUUGUUGCCUUUUUAAGAAUCAUUUUACAUAAAUAAGUGUCCGCACACUAGCUCCUUAAGUGCAAUUCAUUGGCACUUCCAACAGUGAUGUUUCGAGCUACCGCUCUUCUUCAAACUUAGUAGUAUGCACACACACACAAAGACGCCAUCUUUAAAUGUGCAUGCUGGUCAUCUGAUAGUCACAUGAUACCAGUGAAAAUAUAUAAAGCCCACAUAAUUAGAUUAAAACUGAAAACGUGACAUGAAAAUUUCAGCUGGAAGAGAUAAUUUAUUAGACGAAAACAGGAAGAUGAGUAUGAUGACUACAGAAACGGUCAAACAAGCAAAUCAGAUGUUCAAUAAUUUUUUUUAAAUGUUUUUUACGUUAUUUUACAUCUAAUGUUACUUCAGCGUCAGUGGUCCAUGUUUAGUUUGUUACAUUUAUUUGUUACAUUUAUUUGUCAGGAAUCAUGUACAAAGAUCUUUUUGGGAAACGGUCUUGUUCUCUUUACAUUUGAUUUGGAAGUGUGUACAAACCAUUCAGUCUCCCUGAUUGUUCUUUUAAUGUCUUAAGUUGGGAUUCAGCUUUCGUAAGGCCUUGCGGUUCUUUUAAGGUUGUGUUUUGUGCAGCACAGAGGAGGCAAAGGGAAGGAUUGUGGUUCACACUAAACGUUUCUGUGUAAGAGUCUGAAGAGUGAUGCAGGGUGGUGAGGGGGGCUAAUUGUACAAGCUUCUGUGGUUGUUUCGUUGGUCUGGAGAAAGGGAGCGGGCUGACUCUGUCCUGUUCUUUUGUGAUUUUUUUUCUCUGUGUGCCUGCUGCUAAAGACAUGCAGACAGCUAGAAUACACAGUGGCAACACAUGUAAAACUUGUUAAAGAGUACAGUACUGGAGCGACCUCUGUACCAUCACAGCCACUGAUUGUUCGACUUUGAACCUGCUUUUCCUGGGACGAUGGCAAAAAAAAAAAAAAAUCAACUCAUUGUCUAUUUGCAACUGAAACAUCAUUAAAGACAAAUGCAAUGUUGACCAAAUAAAACUGAAUUGCUUUCA
Messenger RNA from Siniperca chuatsi (mandarin fish), 2777 nucleotides. It is a transcript of the gene mul1, whose product is annotated as mitochondrial E3 ubiquitin protein ligase 1b. The record is from RefSeq and is a predicted model, not a curated record. Gene Ontology annotation, molecular function: ubiquitin-protein transferase activity. Bases 190 to 1248 code for a protein of 352 amino acids. Gene Ontology annotation, cellular component: mitochondrion. Gene Ontology annotation, biological process: organelle organization; protein ubiquitination. Lineage: Eukaryota; Metazoa; Chordata; Actinopteri; Centrarchiformes; Sinipercidae. The transcript has 5 exons.